AUGCACAGCAAUGGCGUGUCUGCCAUCGCUCAUGAAGCCGCGAACCUUGCCAUCGACGACCAAAAUGAGAUGCCGAUCAAUCCAUUUACAGCAUUCGAGCCUGAUCCACCAGCUGCACCGAAGUUGAAAAGCAAAGGAGUGGUCUCUAUGGAAAUUACAAAACAGUUCGCUCAUGCGGCUCAGCAGCUCGACCUUGGCCAGCUCGUCAAAGAUCCGUUCUUCACACUCUUCGAGUCUGUUGGCGCGUUGGAGAUCAUGGACCGAAAGAUGGACAGCGGCUACCUCGAACCUGGAGAGACUAUGGAAGACGAGUUUGACUUUGAUCAAGUCUUGCUCCCAGAGGAGAUCAUUGGCAUAAUCGAUCAACUAAUGUGUCAUGAGAUGGCAUGGCACAUGGGCCACCCUCUCGCGCAAACUAUUUUCACUAGCUUGUAUAUUGACAGGAUCCUAUCGCCGUGCCCACUAAAUCUCGAUCAGACCUACUUUGACCGGCGUGAGACUUGGGAAGAUGAACCUGUUACUCUCCAGAUAUUGAGGGCCUAUUGUCUUGGCCUCAUCAAAACUUGCUACUACGUCAACAAUCGGGUCAAGUCGGAGCAUACAUACGAGGAGGAGGACUUUGUCACUCACACUUUUCAUCAGAACCUCCUCGAGGAAAUCGAUCAUGAAGCAAUCGUUGGCUUUCUUGCUGAAACCAUCGACCUGAUUGCAGAAGCCAAGCACAUUGAACCAGUGCUUAGGAAAUCAUUGGAAUGCCGACUGAAGUUCCGGCUACAGUUCCUUCAAGCGGUGGAAGCUGCCGAUAGUAGAACAUCAGAAAAUCCAAAGCAGUUGUGGUCAGACCUUUUGGCAUUUGUACCAGAUCUCAAAUCGACUCUUCCUUUUGGAAAGCCUUUCCCAUCAUCAUUUAGUAUCAAGAUACAGAGAAAGCUAGCGAGUACUGUCCCGCCGCGACCGAUCGUAGAGGUCGGUCAAGAUACCGCUUUCGAGCAUUUGGAAAGACUUUGCUUGGACGCGUCUGUAGCGGUAGAAGUGUUGAAGUACUACGACAGUCAUAGUCUUCUGAACUUUGUGUUCCUCUUCCAGGCUCGAAAACCCCAACCGUCGGUUUAUGUAAGAACUUUGCUACAGCACUACAUUUUUGCAGAGAUGGUCAUUCUGGGGGCAUUUUCUAUCCGGCAUGUUCUGGAUGACGAUCUUGCUUCAACUGUACUGCCCUCGGACCAACUCCUAGACCGACUCAACGAUGAGAUUGAGGUACCUCAUGAUCCGAGACAUCACAUGGCUGCUCGCAUGGAAAUCUUCCGGUCUCGCGCAGCUGGCUCGUACUUGGACAUUAUGAGAACAAUAUGCCAGAAUAGAUGUAGGAUACGGCGCACCUUCUGCCACACGAUCGUUGAUUGGGAUAACCUCCAGAUGGAUGCCGAAGAAUUGGAUGUUGAGCUCCGGGAGUUCACCAAAGAGCAACCGAUCGUGGAUCCAGAAAUUUCGAGUGAACCCAUCUACUCUUUUCCACUAUCGUCUUGGUCGUACUUCUACAAGCUGAGACUGAUGGAAUGGCUAGUUCAAUUGGGGUUCGAGCUCGAAACUUAUCAACCGGAUGAGCUCGCAGGAAUGUACUGGUACGUGCAGUACCUAACAAAGACGCGAAGUCGUCACCUCGAGCGAAUUAGAGGUUUCGUUGUGCGGAGCUUAAGAGCAUCCCUGCAGAAUUCCCAAACAGCAGCAGCUAAACAUCCGGAAUUUAUGAACUCUCUGAGCUUUAUCAAUUUCUCCUCAACGGAAGCUGCUGCUACGUACGGAUUCUCUGAUGCCUUAUCGUGUUUAUUCACAGUUCUCAGCCGCCUGUCCCUAAUAAGAACACCUCCAAGGCCAUAUAGCGACGACAACAUGAGAUACGAGGUGCGAAUGAAGCCAUUCCAUGGUAUUGGUCUUCCAGAAGUGCCGCCAUUCGACGAGUUCACCAGAUACGUCACUCAACCCGAAACAUCAACUCUUGAACUGCUCAAGUUCGCCAGUGAAUCAGCUCUGGGAGCAAAGAAGGGAUUUGAAGUCCUCAGCAAAUUGACAGCUAAGGAGUCAUUCUCCCAAGGAUCCCACGAUGCCUGGAUAAGCAAAAUCAAGGCUUGUCUGAAAGCUUGUAUCUUCACAAGCAUUACGAUUGCCACGGUGAAGAAAGCUGUCGAAGCUGCAGGAGAGGAUGGAGAGGGCGGGAAGGUGAAGCUAAAGGUGGAGAUACCAAACUCUGGGAAGGGAUAUCAUGAUUGGUGGGUUGUGCCGAAGGUUAUACCUGUACUAUGA
Molecule: messenger RNA, 2301 nt
Organism: Cadophora gregata
Lineage: Eukaryota; Fungi; Ascomycota; Leotiomycetes; Helotiales; Ploettnerulaceae
Exons: 7
Coding region: 1-2301 (766 amino acids)
Biological process (GO): N-terminal peptidyl-methionine acetylation
Cellular component (GO): NatC complex
Source: RefSeq, a predicted model, not a curated record